GACGAGCCUCCAACUUAACACGUCGAAAUCACAGGCGCACAUCGCUCCCUACUCUAUGGUGUUAUUAAAAAGCAAAAUCUGUGGUGGAGAAGUUGUAAUUAGCGAGAUAUUGUUGCGGUCGAGGCCGAAACCCAUUGAGGCGUGAGUCAGCGAGUCAGUGUAGCUUCUGGCCGCGACCGGCGCGCGCGUGCCGCCAUGUUCCGCGCACUCAACGACGGAUGGAAACGGUUCUGGUGGGGCACAGGAAUUUUACCAGACCGAGCCAAUAGUAUAGAAGAUAUUUACUUACGAUUUUACAAUGGGACGAAAUUCGACGAGUACGUGGACAUCCGGCUGAGCCAGGCGGCGCGGCUGCUGGAGGCGAAGGGCUUCGACAAGGGAGCCCCCACCGUGCUGUACACGCACGGCUUCGUCGAGACCGCUCUUAAAGAGAGUGUUGAGGUGAUGGUGACAGCAUACUUGGAAGCGCGGCCGGGCACGAACGUGGUGCUACUAGACUGGUCCAACAUGGCUCACGGCUCGUAUCUCUUGAACGCGGCCAGAAACACUAAAAAGGUGGGCAUAGCUGCGGCAGAGCAGUUCAACAAGCUGCUGGAGGCGGGGCUUCCUCUGGAGAAGCUGCACGUGAUUGGCCACUCGCUCGGCAGCCACGUCGCCGGGUACUUUGCGCGGGAGUUGAGGAAUCAAUACGAUAAGACUGUCAAACGCCUAACAGCUCUAGACCCGGCGUUCCCCGGCUUCUACCCUGACGGCGUGAUGCUGGAGCACGUGGUGGCCGCCGACGCGGAGUUCGUGGACAUCAUCCACACGGACGCCGGCUGCACGGGGGCGCCGGUCCGGACCGGCCAUGUGGACUUCUGGCCCAACGGGGGCAAGAGCGUCCAGCCGGGCUGCCCCAAGUUCGCGCCUAUACCGCUGUCUGAUGAUAAUCUCUGCAGCCACUGGCGGUCGUGGAGGUUCUACGCGGAAUCAGUACGCACCCCCCGCGCCUUCCCCGCCUCCCCCGCGGACUCCUACAAGAAGUUCAAGGAGAACCCCACCCCCGAGGUCGGGGUGGUCUACAUGGGCAUCGACUGUGAUAAUAGUGCAAGAGGAAAUUUUUACCUAAAAACGAAUGGACAGACACCAUUUGGAAGAGGCAUGGAUGGGAUCAGAAGAAAACAAGCCCCUGCCUCAAAGGAGUCUUAAGGUUCAGAACCAUUAGAGUUUAGUAGGUGACUAGUUUUAUAAGGAUUAUCUGACACUGAUCUUUAGUUAAAAUUUGAUUUCAUGACUGAUUUUGUAUAGUUUGACUUAAAAACGCAAAAAUUCGAAUACACACCACGUUUGAAUAUAAAAAUACCUACCUCAUAUAAAGAAACCAAAGUAGUAGUAAGUACUCCACUGAAAAUAUAAACUCUACUUUAAUACGGUUCUGAAAGUUUGUAGUAGGUACUGAAGAUUAUGUUUGUUAUUGUUUUUUCAUUACUGGCUUGCCUAAAAUUAAACGCCUAGCUCAAUCUUGCCUUGGCUAUACAAAAUGUUCAAAAAAUAUAUUUUUUAAAGAAUUAGAACGUUACAUAAAAUUUAAAGAG
Molecule: messenger RNA, 1574 nt
Organism: Plutella xylostella (diamondback moth)
Lineage: Eukaryota; Metazoa; Arthropoda; Insecta; Lepidoptera; Plutellidae
Product: inactive pancreatic lipase-related protein 1
Biological process (GO): lipid catabolic process
Molecular function (GO): serine hydrolase activity; lipase activity
Source: RefSeq, a predicted model, not a curated record